GCUCCGCCCGUGUAGUGUGCCUUGGAUGUAUAAAACAAACGCUACAGUCAACAGCGUUCAAACUGUGUCAGCCAAUCAGCGCACAGACAGAAGGCAGGCGCUGUAAGUUUGAAUACACAGCGGAAACGGGCAGACAACUUCGCACCGAAGUUAACGAAAUGGCGUCGUAUGGACGCUGAAGCAAUGUCGUAGACAAGCUAAUUGGUAUAGUUCAACGUAUUCGACGCAUGGAGACCAUAAGGGGUGACUUCAAAUUUCGUGGCAACAUUUUUUGCUUUACUGGCAACGUGCCGUAGUUAAGUUCUGUUUUGUGGCUGGCUAACGUUAGCACUAUUGCCCUACAGCUAACGUCUUCUCGUGUUAGCUAAUCGAGCAGUUGAUUUUAGCUAACUAACUCUUUUAGCCCCGUCUCCCUUUUUUAAAAAAAAGGCCAUAGUUUAAUUCGUCUAACGUCUACAUACAUGUAAAAUGUCCUAGCAACAGAAGUAUUGGUAUUACUUUUGGGAAAGAAAGCGAGGCUUUUUAAAAAAUUACUGUACUAUACAGUGUUGUAAGUAGAAGCUAGAUAGGUCUUUUAAAAUGAUGGUCGACGAGAGAAAUUUGAUCCGACUUGUGGCUGUGCAACAUCUUCAGUCAGCUUAUGGAAUCAAGACAAAGAGCUGCAACAAAAACAAAGCAGCCAGGUGCAAGUCAACUGCCAACAACUCGUCAAAGGUUUUUGGCGUACCUUUGGAGAACUUGCCAUAUUAUAACAUGGAGUGUGGCUGCGUGCCAAGCUUCCUCGUAGAUGCAUGCAUGAAGCUCCAAGCACACAUCGACACAGAGGGCCUCUUCAGAAAAUCGGGCUCUGUUGUCCGCCUGAAAGCACUACGGGCUAAAGUGGAUUCGGGCGAGGAGUGCCUGGCGACUGCUCUUCCUUGUGAUGUGGCCGGCCUGGUGAAGCAGUUUUUCAGGGAACUGCCAGAGCCGGUGCUGCCUAUGGAGCUGCAGGAGGCGUUUCUCAAGGCCCAGCAGCUCGCUACCAAAGAGGAGCAGACCUGCGCCACCAUGCUUCUGUCCUCUCUGCUGCCUGACAGGAACCAAAGCGUGUUGCGGCACUUCUUUGACUUCCUUCAAAAUGUGUCCAAGAGGAGUGCAGAAAAUAAGAUGGACAUCUGCAACCUGUCCGUGAUCUUGGCUCCCAACCUCCUCCACUCCGGAGACGGCACAGAAAAGAUGAAUGCCAACACAGAGAAACGCCUCAAACUGCAGACGGCUGUAGUUCACUGUUUUAUAGAGCACGCCGAAAACUUUGGUGUUUUGCCACAGUUCCUGGAAGAGAAAGUAUCAGCCAUGAUUGCCUGUGAGUCGGGGGUUCUGUCCCCUGUGUACAACGAGCUUCGGGAGCUGGACCAAAAUUCAGGGAUGAGGAGAAAAAACAGGCACAGUUUUGGAGUCUUUUCUUCUACCACUCCUGUGAUUGCGACGCCCAUCUCCAAGCGAAAGCUUCCUUUAGAUUCUGGUCAUUCGUUUGGAUUCUCGAACAAAAAACGUAGAUCUGUCAAGAACCUUGGGAUGGACUUACUUCCCAAUUCUUUGUUCAGUGGGACCUCUACUCCUGGAUCAGCUUACAGCGCCUCAGGGGUGUUGGAUGCCUCCCAAAGUACCCUUCCCUCUGCAAGCAAGUCUCGAAAGCAGGCGGCCACCUCAGCAAGGAGAAAGAGUAGACGGCAUAGCAGCAGACAUGUAGUCAGCAGAGUUGAAUCGGGACGCACCGGCUGCUUUUCUCCCAAAGUUGGCAAAAAAGAGGCACCGCGCAAGUCGCUCCGUCUGCGUUUCAGCCUGGGGAGGAACCAUAAAGACGCCGGGUCUGAGUCCAUAGGCUGGCGACUUGCCACCCAGGAGAGCACCGCCAGUUUUUGUUUCACCAAAGAGACCGUGUUCAGUCCAUCGGCUCAGCCCACAAACGUCGACUCCAAGAGUUCAACGUUUAGAAGUAAGUCUGAGGACAACUUGCUGACCCCUCAAUGCGACCCAGAUGUCCACUGCACCUCAUGGAGCGUGGAGGCCCCUGGAGGAGAGCAGCCUUUCAGUGUUGGCGCCUUCACCGAUACACCCACGAGUGUGCGUCUGAAGAGCAACUGCGUGUCUGAACCCACCAUAGUCGUGUCCAAACCGCUGACUGCGUCCAGCCUUCCGAAGAAGCUGUGUUGCGCUUCCAGCGCGGAGAGCCUAGAAUGCGAGUCCUCCAUCUUCAAAGCCUCUUGCCAAACUGGAGUGCCCCUGCCGAAGCUUGAGAACAGCUUCCAAGAAGCCGGUGCCGAACUCGGAGCUCUAACACAGGAGACGGUACAAGCAGAACCACGGGACAGUAUCCUCUGUAAGACUCCCGUGGUAGCGACACCGACUAGCCAGAGAGGUCUGGUUCAUGAGCAGAACCUUACCUUUGACAUAGCGACCUUAUCGCCUUUGCAUAUUGAUAGUGUAGUUUUAGAGUCUGUUGGGAGCUGCAGUCCACCAGUGAGAGAACCUCAGAGUUCGUUUUGUUCUGCCGCCGAAAGCCGCAGCAGCUCUGCGACGCCAGGAAGCAACGACUCUGUGGGGCAGGUACGCUGUAGCAGGCUGAUUGACGCUCUGGACAUCCAGAGUCCGGCCCACUUCAGAAUGCGUGUCUCUCCAGGACUUCAGUCUACUCCCUACAAGCCAGACCUUGGAGAUGAGCUGGGCACAGAUGCCGUUGACGCAAAUGUCACUGCAGCGCAUCACCAGGACUUGUCUUUCGCAGAGGCCGGCGCAAAAAGUCCAAACCGGCUGGCCCACCACAAGUCCCGCGUGGCGGACCACAUUCAACACUUCAACAAACUCACCCUUCAGUCUCCCAAAGGCAGAGUCCAGGAAAUCAAGUCGCCGCUCAAGUUUCAGCGCACCCCUGUGCGUCAGGCGGUCCGCAGGAUCAACUCUCUUCUGGGAGAGAGCCGGAGACCCGCUUGGAAUCUGGAGCUGACCACCAGUCAAGGCAUGAAUGCUAUAAAAGCAGUGAGCCUCGAGAGCGGCCUGUCCCCCCACCCACACCCUCAGCCACCGAACGGAGAGAACAGCACACGUCCCCUAAAGAAGCCACCCCCAGUGCCACCCAAAAAGCCAAGCCUCUUGGCCGGUAAAGUCAAGACCGGUGCUCUGGGCGACGUGACCAACAAGGUCCAACCCAAGACCAAAGUGGACUCUUCUCUCGCCGAUGCAGGAGCUCAGAAGGUCGUUUUGCAGCAGCUGGCGAAGAGAGAGGUGCAACAUUACCGAGGCUCACCGAGAAACCCUCUUAACCAACCUCGCCUGCUGUCUGCCACCAAGCCUGUGGAUUUGUAGACCGCAUUCAUGUGCCUUCAUGUGCAGCUGGGAAAAAACGAUACACACGUGGGAGUUAAUUUAUUUGGAGCUACAUUAAGUGCUGCUUGUCUCGUCUUAUGGCCUUCAUGAAUUGUGCCUCUGCCUGAGUAGUUUAGAGUGCAGGUGAAUGAGUUUAUUGGUGGGAUGACUGGGAGUCUUUUAUUUAUGUAUACCGUGGCUUCUGUUUACCUUUUUUAUUGUUACAUAUUUUCAUAUCGUUUUAUUUUUUGUAAAACGCCAAAACAAAUGCACCUUUUGAAAUGAUGAAAAAAAAAUAGCCCAGUAGUAUUGAUGACAUGUCAUUUGUCUGAUUUCCAAGCCAGCAGCCAGUACAAAAGACCUUUCCGAAAAAUAAACAGUAUUUCUACGUUCUACAGUUUUCUUUCAUCUUGUAAUAUUGUAGCAUCCACAAGGGGGCGAUGUAUAGCAAUGUCUGACUUCAUUCUCAGCUGCGUUCAAGUACCCUUCAUUCUUUCCUCUACCGCACUGUUUACACGUGUUGCCUUCACGGCUCGUACCCUGGUUGUUCACUAUGGUGCAUUAAAAUGUCGAGCUUCCUUGA
This is a messenger RNA of Doryrhamphus excisus (bluestripe pipefish), 3925 nucleotides long. Its product is annotated as rho GTPase-activating protein 11A-like. Gene Ontology annotation, biological process: signal transduction. The record is from RefSeq and is a predicted model, not a curated record. Gene Ontology annotation, molecular function: GTPase activator activity. NCBI's taxonomy places the organism in Eukaryota, Metazoa, Chordata, Actinopteri, Syngnathiformes, Syngnathidae.